AUGGGCAAUUGGCACAGCCAUUUCCCGUGUAAACAGGAAGCACACGGUAUGAGAGAGAGCAGACACUGGCCUUACGUGGUGUUCUGUGAUAAAAAUGGACAUUCUGAAAGCGGAGAUAGCCAGGAAGAGGAAGCAGCUGGAGGAUAAUGAGCUGCUGGGGGAAAAUAAGAAGUUCUUUAAGCGUAGUGAACUUGCUGAAAAAGAAAAGAAAGCAUACCUUGAAAGAUGUGGAUACAAGCCUUUAAGUGAGAAGCCAACACAAAAGCAACAGAAGCAAGAAGAGGAAGAGCAGCCUUCUUCAUCAAGCAAUCCUGUGUUGGAGCUAGAGCUGGCAGAGGAGAAGUUACCUAUGACUCUGUCAAGGCAGGAAGUGAUACGUAGACUGCGUGAAAGAGGUGAACCAAUUCGACUUUAUGGGGAAACUGAUUAUGAUAGCUUCCAGCGCUUGAGGAAAAUAGAGAUUCUUGCUCCAGAAGUGAACAAGGGCUUACGAAAUGACUUGAAGGCUGCUCUGGAUAAGAUUGACCAGCAGUAUCUUCAUGAGAUUGUAGCUGGUCAAGAACAGACAGAAGAAGAUACACAGAAUGACCUGAAAGUCCAUGAGGAAAAUACUACAAUUGAGGAGCUGGAGGCUUUGGGAGAGUGUCUUGGACAAGGAGAUGACAACAAAGAUAUGGAUACCAUUAAUAAAGUCUUAAAGUUUCUACUAGGUGUUUGGGCAAAGGAGUUGAAUGCAAGAGAUGACUAUGUAAAACGCAGCGUGCAUGGUAAACUGGCAAGUGCCACACAGAAGCAAACCGAAUCAUAUUUGAAACCGCUUUUUAGAAAAUUGCGCAAAAAGAACCUUCCAGCAGAUAUAAAAGAAUCAAUGACAGAUAUAAUAAAAUACGUGUUACAAAGAGAAUAUGUAAAGGCAAAUGAUGCCUAUCUUCAGAUGGCAAUUGGCAAUGCCCCUUGGCCUAUUGGUGUAACCAUGGUUGGUAUCCACGCUCGUACUGGUCGUGAAAAGAUUUUCUCCAAACACGUAGCCCAUGUUUUGAAUGAUGAAACGCAAAGAAAAUACAUUCAGGGUUUGAAAAGGCUAAUGACAGUUUGCCAGAAGUAUUUUUCCACUGACCCCUCAAAGUGUGUGGAAUACAACGCGUGUUAGAGACAUUUUACCCUUCUAGCCACGUCUUGUUUUCAAAUACAACAAUUGCCUAAACAGCAGCUCUGAUGGAUGAAUUUCUGUUUUAUAGAGAUACCUCCUAUCUUAAAUUUUCAUUUAGUAUACCUCCAAUUUUGCAUCUUCAUUCAGUAACGCACCGUAAUGUUACAUGAUUAUUUCUAUAAUAACAAUUCUUUCUUGUGUGUAUUUGCUUUUACUUUAAGGUUGUGUAUACAAUAAACAGAUUUUAAAUUCAA
This is a messenger RNA of Rana temporaria (common frog), 1404 nucleotides long. It is a transcript of the gene PRPF18, whose product is annotated as pre-mRNA processing factor 18. Gene Ontology annotation, cellular component: U4/U6 x U5 tri-snRNP complex; U5 snRNP; U2-type post-spliceosomal complex. Lineage: Eukaryota; Metazoa; Chordata; Amphibia; Anura; Ranidae. Gene Ontology annotation, biological process: generation of catalytic spliceosome for second transesterification step; RNA splicing. The transcript is spliced from 11 exons. The record is from RefSeq and is a predicted model, not a curated record. The coding region runs from base 95 to 1150 and encodes 351 amino acids.